GCGAGUGAGUGCCCCAAAACGAAGCCACCAUUUUCCCGUUCGACAUUUUCCACCUUUACUCCGCCGAUCUGGAGCAACGGAGCAGUGCGCUCGGCCUGGAGGCCAACUGCUUAAAAAGAAGGAAAUGUAACAGCGACAUGGAUCGUGAUCGUGAUCGGGAUCGUGAGCGUGAUCGCAAUGCAGCGGCGGCCGCGGCUGCAGCCGCCGCCGCCGCAGCCAUCGAGCGGGACGUGAAGCCGCUCGAACCGCGCGAUCUGUCCGCGACGCGGCUCUUCACGGCCACGCAGAUCAAGAUCAGCACCUCGCCCACCACCUCGCCCACCAUCUCGAACUCAUCGUCACCCACGCCCACCCCACCCAUCCCGGCGUCGUCGCCGGCCGUCUCCAGCGGCUACCACCACGCCAACCACAAGCAGAUCACCGGCAUCCCGUGCGUGGCCGCCGCCUCCAAGUACACGGCGCCGGUGCACAUCGACGUCGGAGGCACCAUCUACACCAGCUCCCUGGAAACCCUCACCAAAUAUCCGGAUUCGCGGCUGGCGAAGCUGUUCAACGGGUGCAUCCCGAUCGUGCUGGACUCGCUGAAACAGCACUACUUCAUCGACCGCGACGGAGGCAUGUUCCGCCAUAUCCUAAACUUUAUGCGUAACUCCAAGCUGCUGGUGUCGGAGGACUUCCCCGACCUGGAGCUGCUGCUGGAGGAGGCCAAAUACUUCGACAUUGUUCCUAUGAUCAAGCAGAUCGAACAUCUGAAGAAGGAGCGACAGCGUAGCGGGAACGGUCUCCCACCGUUCGGGGGCAACCGGAGCAAGUGCAAGGGCGGACUGGCCGCGGACACCGCCAACCACGACGUGGUGGCGCUCCACAUCUCGCCCGACCUCGGCGAACGCAUCCUGAUCUCGGCCGAACGGGCCGUCCUGGACGAGGUGUUCCCCGAGACGAACCAGGCGAUCCUGGACGCGCGGACCGGCGCGGCCUGGAACCAGUUCGACGGCCGGCAGGUGAUACGGUUCCCGCUCAACGGCUACUGCAAGCUCAACUCCAUCCAGGUGCUGACGCGGCUCCUGAACGCCGGCUUCAGCGUCGAGGCCAGCACCGGGGGCGGCGUCGAGACGCAACAGUUCUCCGAGUAUCUGCUGAUCCGCAAAAGUUCGAUGUGA
This is a messenger RNA of Anopheles cruzii, 1160 nucleotides long. It is a transcript of the gene twz, whose product is annotated as BTB/POZ domain-containing protein Tiwaz. Gene Ontology annotation, biological process: protein homooligomerization. The transcript has 4 exons. Gene Ontology annotation, molecular function: protein binding. The record is from RefSeq and is a predicted model, not a curated record. NCBI's taxonomy places the organism in Eukaryota, Metazoa, Arthropoda, Insecta, Diptera, Culicidae. The coding region runs from base 138 to 1160 and encodes 340 amino acids.